AUGCGCGGUCGCCUUUGUGUGGGUCGAGCGGCGGCGGCGGCGGCGGCAGUGGCGGUCCCCCUGGCAGGCGGGCGGGCGGGGAGUCCGGGCGGCGGCCGGCGCGGGGGCCGCGGCGCCACCAUGGUGAAGAAGCGGAAAGGCCGGGUGGUGAUCGACUCGGACACGGAGGACAGCGGCAGCGACGAGAACUUGGAUCAGGAGCUCUUGUCGCUGGCAAAGCGGAAACGUAGUGAUUCUGAGGAGAAGGAGCCCCCUGUGAGUCAGCCUGCAGCAUCCUCAGACUCUGAAACGUCUGACAGUGAUGAUGAGUGGACAUUUGGGAACAACAAAAAUAAGAAGAAAGGAAAGGCAAGGAAAAUAGAGAAGAAGGGAACCAUGAAGAAACAGGCCAACAAAACUGCUUCUUCAGGCAGUUCCGACAAAGACAGUUCAGCUGAGAGCUCAGCCCCUGAGGAAGGUGAAGUGUCAGAUUCUGACAGCAACAGCUCCUCUUCCAGUUCAGAUUCAGACUCAUCCUCAGAAGAUGAAGAGUUCCAUGACGGCUAUGGAGAAGACCUCAUGGGAGAUGAGGAAGACAGGGCCCGUCUGGAACAGAUGACAGAGAAGGAGAGAGAGCAAGAACUGUUCAAUCGUAUAGAGAAGAGAGAGGUGUUGAAAAGAAGAUUUGAGAUCAAGAAAAAACUAAAAACAGCCAAAAAGAAAGAAAAGAAAGAAAAAAAGAAAAAGCAAGAAGAAGAACAGGAAAAGAAAAAGCUGACACAGAUUCAAGAAUCUCAGGUAACAUCCCACAACAAGGAACGGCGUUCCAAACGGGAUGAGAAACUAGAUAAGAAAUCUCAAGCCAUGGAGGAGCUAAAAGCAGAGCGAGAAAAACGAAAGAACAGAACAGCUGAGCUCCUCGCCAAAAAACAGCCAUUAAAAACCAGUGAAGUGUACUCCGACGAUGAGGAGGAGGAAGAGGAUGACAAGUCCAGCGAAAAAUCAGACCGCUCAUCUCGAACAUCUUCAUCUGAUGAGGAAGAAGAGAAAGAAGAGAUCCCUCCAAAGUCGCAACCAGUCUCCUUACCUGACGAACUGAAUCGGGUUCGAUUAUCACGGCAUAAGUUGGAACGCUGGUGUCACAUGCCCUUCUUUGCUAAAACUGUCACGGGAUGUUUUGUGCGGAUUGGCAUUGGAAACCACAAUAGCAAGCCAGUUUACCGGGUUGCUGAGAUAACGGGUGUUGUAGAAACUGCCAAAGUUUACCAGCUGGGAGGCACCAGGACAAACAAAGGGCUGCAGCUACGGCAUGGCAAUGACCAACGAGUGUUCCGCCUAGAGUUUGUCUCAAACCAAGAAUUCACUGAAAGUGAAUUCAUGAAGUGGAAAGAAGCGAUGUUCUCUGCUGGCAUGCAACUCCCCACCCUGGAUGAAAUCAAUAAGAAGGAAUUAUCCAUUAAAGAAGCCCUUAAUUAUAAAUUCAACGACCAGGACAUUGAAGAGAUUGUAAAAGAGAAAGAAAGGUUCAGAAAAGCUCCACCCAACUAUGCUAUGAAGAAGACUCAGCUGCUAAAGGAAAAGGCCAUGGCUGAGGACCAGGGGGAUCAAGACAAGGCCAAACAAAUCCAAGACCAGCUGAAUGAACUGGAGGAGCGGGCAGAGGCCCUGGACCGCCAGCGAACCAAGAACAUCUCUGCCAUAAGUUACAUCAACCAGCGGAACCGGGAGUGGAACAUUGUGGAGUCUGAAAAGGCCCUUGUGGCUGAAAGUCACAACAUGAAAAACCAACAGAUGGAUCCCUUUACCAGGCGACAGUGCAAACCUACCAUCGUUUCUAAUUCCAGAGACCCAGCUGUUCAGGCUGCCAUCUUGGCCCAGCUGAAUGCAAAAUAUGGUUCUGGAGUAUUACCAGAUGCUCCAAAGGAAAUGAGCAAGGGUCAGGGAAAGGAUAAAGAUUUGAAUUCUAAGUCAGCCAGUGACCUCUCAGAAGACUUGUUCAAAGUACAUGAUUUUGAUGUGAAGAUUGAUUUACAAGUUCCCAGCUCAGAGUCAAAGGCUUUGGCCAUCACCUCCAAGGCUCCGCCAGCCAAGGAUGGGGCUCCAAAGAGAUCUCUGAACUUGGAAGACUACAAAAAACGACGGGGGCUUAUUUGAGCGCACCCAGCCUGCUGCUUCCGACCCUGCAUGCCCCAUCACAGUGCCCACCUUUCCUCUUUUCCUUUGAUUUGCCCUCUUUGGGCUGGAGCAGCAGUAGAACUGGGAAGAGACUCUAAACUGCCAGUCAUCUGUAAUAUAAACCAUUUACUGUAUAGACCUCCCUUGUCUGCACAUCUCCCACCAACCCCAGGCAGGCCCUACCCAGAGCGGACCUGGGCUCUGGGGUUUUAUCCAUGUCUUUAGAUUUGUGUUUGCCUUUUUUUUUUUCUUUUUUUUUUUCUUUUUUUGCAAACCAGCACAGUUCAUUGGCCACUCUGCACGCAUUCAGUAUUACCGUGGAGCUGAGAUUCUUGCUGGAGCCCCUGGUGGCAGUAGCAGCAGCACUGGGCAGUCUCCUCAGUGGAUUGCCUUGGACCCAACCAUUGAACAUUUGGCACCUGACCUUUGUGGAGGGAGUGGGGACUGGGCACCUGCAGUCCUCCUUCCUCUCUCCUCAUCUUUCUCUCCUUCCCAUCUCUGUGGAAGAGAGGUUUUCAAAACCAAUUUAGUUUCCCAAAAGUGUACAUUUAUGGGGAGGGAGGGGGGUCUAUUUGAGAGAGAGAGAAAAUGCGCGCGCGUGUGUAUGUGUGUGUGCGUGUGUUUUGUGUGUAUGUGUCUAUGUGUGGAUUUUUUUAUCAUUUUUUUAAAAUGCAGUACUCUUUGUAUCUAACAGUCUGUCAUGGGUCUAUAGCUGUUUCAGAUAUUUUUCAGCUGUACUUGAGCAUCUGAAACUGCAAGAAAGAAACUCAUUAAAUGUGAUUCUUCUUACUAAACAGGCCUGACUGCUGUAGCUGUGUAACUGCCCCUUCCCCACCUCCUCUUCCCCAUCACCUCCUCACCUUGGAGAAAACUCCCCAGUCUGGCCUUUGCCCUCUAGGCCAGGGAGGAAAGCCUACGGCCAGGUACCAGGGAAGGUAGUGCAGGUGUCUCGCUGUCCCAUGGAGACCAGGGCCCUCAGCUUCCGGCUGAACGCAGAGUGUAUCUUUUCCCCACCCCUUAUACUUGUCCCUUCCUAGUGAUUCUGUUUUGUUGUUUCAGCAAGAAUAAUGUUUUGUUUUGUUUUUAAGAGCAAGUAUUCAACAUGAAUGUGGAGAGAACGAACACAAAGAUAGGUUGCAGAUGUUACAAGCUUGUGCAGUUUCGUGUGUGUGCCUGUGUCUGUGUGUGUGUGUGUGUGUACAUAUAUAUGGUAAGCAUAUAUAUUGUUGUGCAGCUAGGGUAAAACCAGCAAAGAAGUGUGUGUGUCUUUAUGAAAUGUUUGAAAAGAGAUAAGCGGACUGCUUGAUAAUCAUUCUCAGGUGUAAAGCUCCAAGUGUAAAUAAAAGUGGCAUUUAACAAAUCUUUUCAGAACAAAGUACAGCUGACUAUAUAUAUCAAGAACUAAGGUAAAGAAACAGCUGAGAGCUGCUAAUUCCCACAAGAGGGAGAGAAAUCUAAAAGCUUUGCUUGGUACUUCACCCUACUUUUCCGUAAGGAAGGGGGAUGAUGGGAAUCAUGGAGUUAAGUGGUAUUUAAACAUAAAAAUGAAGUUGGUAACUCUUCUGGGUUGAAUAGAGCCUCAGUGUUGCUUUAACUUAGUUUACACUUUUUUAUUUAAAAAAAAAAAAGCAGCAAUGGAUGGUUUUUUAAAAGUAUUGUGACUGUAAAAUUGAUAAAUAUGACUGUAACACAGCUAUGUGGUAGCUGUGACACAGUUCGGUUGGGCAAAGGAAUGGUGAUGGACUUGUUAAAAUCAUAUAUACUUGAAUAGUCCAUUAACCAAAACUCUUUAUAGGUUAUUGUGUAAAUGUGGAAUCACAGACUGUUAAACAUUGUCUGGACCCUGGCAGAGUCCCGGAGGCUGCUGGGACCUCUCCUAUCAUGACGAACUUGGACUAUUUUUCUUUAUUGUUUUAAAAGACAUGAAAUUAUAGAAUCCAUACAAUUUGCUGGAAUCAUUCUGGUCCACCAUGUAGAUCUGUAUUUAGUAUCAUUUCGAUUUGGAGAAGUGUCAAUUACAUUAUGGCUGUGUAAUAAAAUUUUUAUUAAAACUGCAUCACACUGUAGCCACUUUGCCACAUCCCCACAUGCAGCUGCUGAAAAUUUCCUUCUGAGAUGCCAAACACAGCAGAGAGAAAAGCCAACCGAAGAAGACCCAAAAGUUAACUUAGUGCCUAAGUAGCCUACUUGAUGACUGGAAUUAACACUGAGGACUUGACCCCAGUCACAACUGAAGCAGGGUCUCUGAACUCAAGUCUUGACCAGGCAUAAGAUAUUCAUGGCUUUGUCCCACCAGCUGGAGCCUUUUGGUGGUUAGCAGUAGUUCUUGUG
Talpa occidentalis (Iberian mole) is the source of this 4485-nucleotide messenger RNA. It is a transcript of the gene RTF1, whose product is annotated as RTF1 homolog, Paf1/RNA polymerase II complex component. The record is from RefSeq and is a predicted model, not a curated record. Gene Ontology annotation, molecular function: RNA polymerase II C-terminal domain phosphoserine binding; DNA binding. Bases 1 to 2133 code for a protein of 710 amino acids. NCBI's taxonomy places the organism in Eukaryota, Metazoa, Chordata, Mammalia, Eulipotyphla, Talpidae. Gene Ontology annotation, cellular component: Cdc73/Paf1 complex. The transcript has 18 exons.